Truncatella angustata is the source of this 1476-nucleotide messenger RNA. RefSeq names its product HAD-like domain-containing protein. Gene Ontology annotation, biological process: glycerophospholipid biosynthetic process. Gene Ontology annotation, cellular component: mitochondrion. The coding region runs from base 1 to 1476 and encodes 491 amino acids. The record is from RefSeq and is a predicted model, not a curated record. NCBI's taxonomy places the organism in Eukaryota, Fungi, Ascomycota, Sordariomycetes, Amphisphaeriales, Sporocadaceae. The transcript has a single exon.
AUGGCGGCUCAAGAUCAGAACACCGUUGGUGUCGACACACCUAUCAGCCCUACCACGCUUAAGAACCCUCAGAGAAACGGCAGCGUCGUGCCCAUUCCUGGUGAUGAUGGCGAAGGCCCAAUCGAGGUUCCUGCCACCAGGAACUCCAUCUCUGAGGCUUCCAAGUACAUGCACAACUUGAGCGUGUCACCGUCGAUGAAGGACCGCCGUGGUUCUCGCAACUCUUUCGGUACAUCGCUGCCUAUCCCUAGAUCGAAGAGACAAUCCCGUCUCUCCUCGGUCCACUACCCCGAUGGACUUCAAGAAGGCAGGCCGGCGCGCCCCGGUAUGCCCCCGAUCCAGCCCACCCGCGCUUUGCUGGCAUCUCAGAUUCAGGACCAGUCUGUGGAGAAGGUGCAGAAGGCUAAGAACAUGGCUUUCGCUUUCGACAUCGAUGGUGUUCUCGUCCACGGCGACCGUCUGAUUCCUGAGGGCAAGCGCGCUCUCGAGAUCCUCAACGGCGACAACGAGUUGGGAAUCAAGAUUCCCCACAUCUUCCUCACCAACGGUUCCGGAAAGCCUGAGAAGGCCCGUUGCGAGCAAUUGACCAAGAUUCUUGGCAACCCUGUCAGCACUGAACAAUUCAUCCAAUCCCACACUCCCAUGAGUGCUCUCGCCGAGUACUAUAACACCGUCCUGGUGGUUGGUGGCGAGGGCUUCAAGUGCCGCGAAGUCGCCGAGCUUUACGGUUUCAAGGACAUUGUCGUUCCUAACGACAUUGUCGCCUGGGAUGAGACCAUCGCUCCUUACCGACACUUCUCUCCUUGGGAGAGGGCUUCUUCCAAACCCCGUGACUUCAGCAAGGUCAACAUCGAGGCUAUCCUGGUCUUCUCCGACUCCCGCGACUACGCUACAGACAUGCAGAUCAUUAUGGACUUGCUGCGCAGUGAGAACGGACGUCUUGGCACGUUGGCUAAGGACCCCGUUUCGCAGAGAAUCCCCAUCUACUUCUCUCAGGGCGACAUGCUCUGCCCUACUGAGCACUGGUACCCCCGCAUGUCCCAGGGUACUUUCCGUAUCGGCCUCGAGGCCAUGUACAAGGCCAUUACUGGUGCCGACCUCGAGCGUGUUGUUUACGGUAAGCCUGAGGCGGCCACCUACAAGUACGCCGACGAGAUCAUGACCUCAUGGAUGGAGACAAUCCACGGAGAGGAGAAGUUGCCCGAGAACAUUUACAUGGUUGGUGAUAACCCCGCUUCUGAUAUUAUCGGAGGUAACAUGUACGGCUGGAACACCUGCUUGGUUCGCACUGGUGUCUUCCAGGGCGGUGACAACGACGAGAACAACCCCGCCAACUUUGGCGUGUUCAAGAAUGUUUUGGAGGCCGUCCAGACUGCUCUGCGCAAGGAGCUUGGCGAUGACUUCAAGAUGGCGUUCGACGAGACCGUCAACCCUGUCUUGCACGGUGACAAGGCUGAUACUGCCGCCAUCGUGUAA